GGCCCGCUGUUACCUCCCGGGGCCGCGCCCUCGCUGACCGGGGAACCGGCUCGGCCGGAGCCGGGGUUUGCUCCCAGCUGUGGGGAAGGGCGUCAGACCGCGGCGCGGCCAGCCUUGGGUUCGGGUUUACGACCUAGCAAGAAACCCAGAAAGAAGGCGCUGCAGAAAAAAAAUGAGUUUAUUUGAGAAUAGUGGGGAGUGGUCGUCCGGGGUCGGCAGGCUAGGGCGCCCCUAGGCGCACUCGGGAGGGGCGGGGAGGGAACCCGUGCAGACUGAGAGCAGAAAGCCGCUCCGAGACGAGGGUUAGAGGUCACCGCAGCUGGUUGCUGGAGUUGGCGUUUGUUCCUGGGCGAGACUCCCACUGCUAGAGAAUGGGACAUUAUAGAAACUGAAGAGCAUUAUAAGAGCCGAUGGAGAUCUAUUAGGAUUCUGUAUCUUACUAUGUUUCUCAGCAGUGUAGGGUUUUCAAUUGUGAUAAUGUCAAUAUGGCCAUAUCUCCAAAAGAUUGAUCAGACAGCUGAUGCAAGUUUUUUGGGCUGGGUUAUUGCUUCGUUUAGUAUUGGUCAAAUGGUAGCUUCACCUAUAUUUGGUUUAUGGUCUAACCAUAGACCACGGAAAGAACCUCUCGUCAUCUCCAUCUUUAUUUCAGUGGCAGCCAACUGCCUCUAUGCAUAUGUCCACGUUCCAGCUUCUCAUAAUAAAUACUACAUGUUGGCCGCUCGUGGAUUGGUGGGAUUUGGAGCAGGAAAUGUUGCAGUGGUUAGAUCGUAUAUUGCUGGUGCUACUUCCCUUCAGGAAAGAACAAGUUCUAUGGCCAAUACAAGCACGUGUCAAGCAUUAGGAUUUAUUCUAGGUCCAGUUUUUCAGACUUGUUUUGCUCUAAUUGGAGAAAAGGGCGUGACAUGGGAUAUGAUUAAGCUACAGAUAGACAUGUAUACAGCACCAGCUUUACUUAAUGCCUUCGUUGGAGUUUUAAACAUUAUUCUGAUCAUCACUGUGUUAAGAGAACAUCGAGUGGAUGACUCAGGACGACAAUGUAAAAAUAUUAAUUUUGAAGAAGCAAGAAUAGAUGAAGUUCAGGAUUCCCAAGGAAAUAUUGAUCAAGUUGCUGUUGUGGCUACCAAUGUUCUGUUUUUUGUGGUUUUAUUUAUAUUUGCCCUUUUUGAAACAAUCCUUGCUCCAUUGACAAUGGACAUGUAUGCUUGGACUCAAGAACAAGCUGUAUUGUAUAAUGGAAUAAUACUUGCUGCUCUUGGAGUUGAGGCAGUUGUUAUUUUCAUGGGGGUUAAAUUACUUUCCAAAAAGAUUGGUGAGCGAGCUAUUCUACUGGGAGGACUCAUCGUUGUGUGGGUUGGCUUCUUUAUCUUGUUACCUUGGGGAAGUCAGUUCCCCAAAAUACAGUGGGAAGAUUUACAUAAUAAUUCAAUCCCUGAUACCACAUUUGGGGAAAUUAUGAUUGGUUUUUGGAAGUCUGCAAGAGAAUAUCAUAAUGAACGGCCAGUUGGUUGCCCAGUUGAGCAAGCCUGGUGCCUCUACACCCCAGUGAUCCACCUGGCCCAGUUCUUCACAUCAGCUGUGCUGGUUGGAAUAGGCUAUCCAGCCUGUAAUGUUAUGUCUUAUACAUUAUAUUCAAAAAUUCUAGGACCAAAGCCUCAGGGAGUGUAUAUGGGCUGGCUGACAGCUUCUGGAAGUGGAGCCCGGAUUCUUGGGCCUGUGUUCAUCAGUCACGUGUAUACUUACUUGGGGCCACGAUGGGCGUUCAGCCUUGUGUGUGUGAUCAUCCUGCUCACCAUCACACUCCUCGGAGCGGUUUACAAGAGACUCAUUGCCUUUUCUGUAAGAUGUGGGAGGAUUCAGGAGUAAGGUAGCUAAGACUAUGGUGGAACAUACUUGAUUUGUGUGGCAUUUCAUAGUCGAAAGCUAUGCCCCACAAUUGCUACGAUCCAGUCACCAUAUACAGGCUGUGGAUACAUUGCACAUUUUGAAAAACAAGAACAUAUGUAAAUAACAGAGGGGAUUCUACAUGCGAUUGUGAAUAGUAGGACACAUAAAACAUUCUGGGUCAUAAUUUCCUAUAUUUUUCUUAUUAUGCCCUUUUGGGAUUUCAUGAACUAAACAGUGAGUGGCAGUGGUCUAUAGGUGUGAAAACUACACUCUUAGUACAGACUACAAAAGUGUCAUUAAAAUAAUGAGAGAAUAUGCAGUGGAACCAGGACAAGUUCUGUACCAAUUAGCUGUAUUAUAGAAUGAAAUUAUAGAAUUUUUUUUGCCUAAAGAGGUAUUUUAAUUCAAAGACAACUACUUUUUAUUUAUAAAAACACAUUUUGUGUUCUUACAUUUCCUUGCGAAGUAAAAAUCAUGACCCUUAAAUUCUCCAUUUAGCAUGCCUGCCAUCCUUCCUGUCUUAUAUAAAUCUUUAUUGUAAUACUGCAUCUCUGUCUUAUUUUAGUUCAGUAUUUCACUGAACCCUAAAUUGAUAUGUGAGCAAGAAAAAUGUUAAUAUUUGAAAAAUGAAGAGGUCAAAAUGGAUAUCUUGGCCUUUAGUGGAGUUACACUAUUUAAUUCUUGGAAGUGCUAAUAAUUCACUUUGUAUCCAUGUAUUCAACAGUACAUGAUUUCUUAAAAUUAUUGCUAUAUCCCAACUCCUUUAAGCUUUAGAGAAAAAUUCACUGUGAUUAAAUACUGCCCAUCUAAAUUACAAGAGGGAACACAACAGUCCCUUGUCUGCAGAGCUGUUAAAGAGCUAUAGAAUUUUAGUUGGAUUUUAAAUUUGGAUGGGAACUAACAGCCCUGUCAAUUCAGGUUAAUAAGCAUCUGAGCAGAAUGGCUUUCAUCGAACAGUUUAUUGGUACAUAGGAUGCUGGUAAGUUACUAGUACAGAACUGUACACGUGGUAAUAACAAAACUGCAAAAAUAGUGGUAAAUAUCCUUCCAAAAGUUUCCUAUUUUACGUUAUAAGCAUUUCGAAAUCUUAAGAAUAAAUACAUAAUCUGCACUUUACAGUAAGAAAUACUCCUCCACCCAAUUUCAUCAGCUCUAAUGGAAGGCUUAAUGUUCUCGAACUCACUGUACAGUUAUGUUUUAGAGGUUUUUCACUCUUCUCCACCUCUCUAGCAGGACUCUGCUUACAGGUCAUCAGCAAGCUUCUGGCAAUUUGGUGAAAUCCUGGAAUCACCUUUACCUUUCAUUCUGAAGCUUCUCAGUUUUUGUCUCACUUUUAAUCAUAAAGAGCAAACUCCACCCUUGGUUUGGGUAGUGUGUGCACGAUGGAUAAUAACAAUCAUGAUAAUAAUAAUGAAUAUUUAUGGAAUUCUUUCCAUAUUCCUGGUAACGUGUAAUUUAUCACAACUAUUCUAUAGGGUGAGGAUACUGUUAUUCCCAUUUUAGAGAUGGAAGAAUGAAGGCAUAGAGAAGUUACUUGUCUAGGUCUUUCGUCUAGUUCUUAACCACUAUAUUUUUCAUAAGGGAAAAUAACCAUGAAGUUGGAUUAUUAAUAGAUUACUAAUUGUGAGGUAAAUUAAGUUACCUGUACCAGUGACUUUUGUUAGCAGAAAUAUUUGGCAAACAAUUAACACCUCUCCCCCAGAAUUUUAUAAAACAUAGCAUGUUUUUAACAAGAAUAUGACAAGAAAAAUUCCCAGCUUCUAAAGUUAUUCUUUGAUUACAAUUCAGAUAAACUAUAACCUUGCAAAACUGACUGCCACCGUCUUUUUUAUUGACAGUGCUUUCUUGGUCUAACACCAAAGAUAGGGCAAUAACGGGUUUUGGGAAAGAACAGGGAAGUAGUUUGAGAAAUAAUUAAAUAACUUAGUUUAACUCUUCCAUUGGACAGAAUGAGUAUAAAUUAAAGAUGAUGUAGAGUCCUUAAAUUAUGAAAAACUAGGAGUGGUUUAACAUUGCCAGGCAUGGUGGCAUAUGCAUUUUAUAAUCCCAGCAACUUGGGAGGCCGAGGCAGGAGGAUUCAAAGUUUCAGGCCAACCUGGGCAAUUUGGCAAGAUCCUGUCUCAAAACAAAAAGUGCUAAGAAUGUGGCUCAGUGGCAGAGCACCCUGGGUUCAAUGCCCAGUACCAGGAAAAACCAAAAGAACAUAUUUAGAAAAAGAUAUUUUUGAAGACCUAAGCAUAUUUUGAGUGGAUUUAUAACUUCAUAAAAUAUUCUAUUUUGCUAAGCUUGUCUUGUAUUUUCUUACAUAAGGUGAAAUAAAGUUUAUAACUUUUUUUAUCUGGACAAGGAUAAACUAUUUGCAUCUGUUCAAGAAUUAAUUUAUUUUGAGAAGAAAUUCUGUGUACUAUUGUAGAUUCAUGUGUAAUUUUGUCUGUUGUACUGUGAAUGUUCACUUUCUAAUAAACAAAUUUAUGUACCUUA
Marmota monax (woodchuck) is the source of this 4365-nucleotide messenger RNA. It is a transcript of the gene Mfsd8, whose product is annotated as major facilitator superfamily domain containing 8. The record is from RefSeq and is a predicted model, not a curated record. The coding region runs from base 442 to 1863 and encodes 473 amino acids. NCBI's taxonomy places the organism in Eukaryota, Metazoa, Chordata, Mammalia, Rodentia, Sciuridae. Gene Ontology annotation, biological process: transmembrane transport. Gene Ontology annotation, molecular function: transmembrane transporter activity. The transcript is spliced from 12 exons. Gene Ontology annotation, cellular component: lysosomal membrane.